Molecule: messenger RNA, 4838 nt
Organism: Pseudonaja textilis
Lineage: Eukaryota; Metazoa; Chordata; Lepidosauria; Squamata; Elapidae
Gene: VIT
Product: vitrin
Biological process (GO): positive regulation of cell-substrate adhesion; extracellular matrix organization
Cellular component (GO): interstitial matrix
Source: RefSeq, a predicted model, not a curated record
GGAACAUCUGAUGUAAAAGAGAAAAGGAGCAAAACCGGACUUCAUCUCUUGCUUGUACCUGACUCUUUAGACUAAGUCUGCCUAAAGAUUGGGGUGCAGAAAAACUCAAGAGAAGCAACCAGUCUUUCUGGCUGAAGAAAAAAGAAUUUAAACAAUUCUACAUCAAGUGAACUGUUAGAAUUCCAAGGUCCAGUUUCUCUCAGCAUGAAGAGAAUAACAGAUGUUGCAGUGGCCUUUGUUUUGCUGCUGACUUGUAUAUAUGCUACUAAAGUAACUACAAAGAGGAACAGGAAGUCCAAACAAUCUGUUCCACAGAUUGAGUGUGCCAUCAAAGCUGCAAAGAUCAUCAACCCAGAAUUUAUUGCUAAGUGUCCCUUGGGAUGUCAGGAUGUUAAAUAUCGGGUUUAUGGCACUGAUAUCUAUGCCUCUUUUUCCAGUGUUUGUGCUGCUGCUAUUCACAGUGGAAUUAUUGACAACUCUGGAGGAAAAAUCUUAGUUCAAAAAGUUGCUGGUCAGUCUGGGUACAAGGGUAGUUUUUCUAAUGGAAUCCGCUCACUUUCAUUACCACGAUGGAGGGAAUCCUUCAUACUUUCAGAAGGCAAGCCCAAAAGAGGUGUGCAGUACCCAUCAAUUCUGACCUAUUCGUCUUCUGAAAGCACAGUCACUAAAGGAAAUUCAUUACGGAAAGGAUCUCAGACAUCUGCUGCUCCAUUACCAGCUACACAUGGUGCCACUCGCACAUUCAAACCCUUUACGACCACAACCGGAUUUGUCAGCACAACUCCAAAGACAACCACCACUUCAACCACCAUUGCACCGAUGACCUUCACCAAAGUGACAACUGUUACAGUGGCAAAGCCUCUCAUUGCAGUGCACAAGGUCAGGGAUCUGGGCUCUAGUAAUGUCCAUCCAGUUUAUUCAGCGGUGGCAGCAGCAUCAUUAUCAAGGCAAGUUCAAGCUGCGCAAGGAAGAACUCAAAAUCAAGCUACUGAAACAGAUGCAUGGAAGUCUGGAUCAAGCCUUUUGGACCCAGGUUUCAACUCCAAGGAAGACAUAGUCCCAAAGACUUUGAAGCCAGUUUCCCAGGGAAAUCCAAAUUGCAAAGUUGACUUAGCCUUCUUGAUGGAUGGCAGCUGGAGCAUCGGCAGGCGCCGUUUUCAGAUCCAGAAACAGUUCCUCAAGGAUGUAUCUCAAGCUUUGGAUGUUGGCCCAAUAGGGCCUCUCAUGGGCAUUGUUCAGUAUGGCGAUGAUCCUUCUACUGAAUUUAACUUGAAGGCCAAUGCAAAUACCAAGGACUUAAAAAAUGCCAUUGAGAAAAUAUCCCAAAAAGGAGGCUUAUCUAAUAUUGGAAAAGCUUUGUCCUUUAUUAACAAAAACUACUUUGAAGAUGCCAACGGCAACCGAGGAAGUGCCCCCAAUGUGGCUGUAGUGUUGGUGGAUGGAUGGCCCACCGAUAAGGUAGAAGAAGCCUCCAGGCUGGCACGGGAGUCUGGCAUUAACAUUUUCUUUGUCACCAUUGAAGGACCCGAUGAAAAUGAAAAGAAAAAUGUCAUUGAGACAAACUUUGUGGACAAGGCUGUAUGCAGGACCAAUGGAUACUAUUCUAUUCAUGUCACCAGUUGGUUUACCUUGUACAAAGUAGUGCAGCCUUUAGUGAAACGAGUCUGUGAUGUUGACCGUCUGGCUUGCAGCAAAACCUGCCUAAAUUCAGCCGACAUUGGGUUUGUCAUUGACGGAUCUAGCAGCGUUGGCACAGGCAACUUCCGCACCAUUCUGCAAUUUGUAGCCAAUAUUAGCAAAGAGUUUGAGAUUUCUGAUACAGAUACCCGGAUUGGAGCUGUGCAGUACACUUAUGAACAAAGGCUGGAAUUUGACUUUAACAAGCACAGCACUAAGCAGGAGGUGCUAAAUGCUAUCAAGAGAAUCAACUAUUGGAGUGGAGGAACCAGCACUGGAGCAGCCAUCAACUUCGCCUUUGAGCAGCUCUUCAGCAAAUCCAAACCCAACAAGCGGAAAAUCAUGAUUUUGAUUACAGAUGGCAGAUCGUACGAUGAUGUCAGGGGACCAGCUUUAGCAGCACACCAAAAUGGUGUAAUAGCUUACUCAAUAGGAAUCGCAUGGGCUGCCCAAGAUGAACUGGAAGCUGUGGCAACUGACCCUGAUAAGGAACAUUCAUUCUUUGUGGAUGAAUUUGACAGACUCUAUAGAUUUGUUCCUAAGAUCGUUCAGAAUAUUUGUACAGAGUUUAAUUCACAGCCACGGAACUGAUUGCAUCCAGCUACAAGGGUUGCAUCACUGAAAUUGCCUCCGAUAUAUCAGGCAAUGCCAGAUGAGAAAUUUUACCUAAAGGAUAAUUUCAGAUCUGCUCUCCAAGCAUAACCAUAAUGGAAGCUAUAAAGUGAUGCUUCCCCUCACCUCACACCUCACUUUACUUGUUUCCAAACUGACCUGAUAACAAACUGGCCAAUAGCAGUUUAUUUAUUUAAAAUUAUCCGGCCGAGUCAAUGAAUUUAACUUCUCAGUAUAACAGCCAUGGAAUAUUUCUGAGGACUUCAAAGCCACCUUUAUUUUAAUGAUGAUAGCAUUACUUUCCCAGGGUGGUGGUGAAGUCAAGAAACAGGCUGACUUAUCACUUUGGAAUAUUGUAAAGUAGUUUGGAUCCUAACCUUUAAUUACAGGUAUUGGCAGUCAUGUAAAUGAUAAGAAGCAAACAAGACACUGAUUAAAUAUAGACAGUAUGAUGAAAAAAACAUGUAUCUGUGGCCUGCUAACCAUGUACUGAAGGAAUAGUUUUCAGCAUAUUGUAUUUUUCCUUUACUAACAUUUCAUGUGCUUCAGCUGUAUAUCAGUCUGUAACAAGAGCCCAAAUUGUGAAGCAGAUAGAUAUAAAUAAGUUCACUAUCAUCAUUCUCCUUAUUACAUUCAUGAAGACAGCAUAGCCAGAAUUUUCCAUUCAUUGUCAUAUAAGUAAGGAGAGCAGCCGGCUGACUAAUCUUGACAACGGUUACAAACAUGGUACAUCCAAUCAAUCAUAAGUCUCAUUGGGAACAAUGUUUUCCUUUAAAAAAUAAAAACUCCAGCAAAUGACUAUUAGCGUUUGAAUUCUAAAACACAAUAUUUAUAAUAGAUUUUUUUUCAACCUUAGUAGACUAAAUAGAGGUUGAGCCCUAAUAGUGGUUUCCUGUGGCUUAUCUAGGAUUUCCAUACAGAGAAAAAAAUCUACAAAAGUAGCUUGAAAGUGAAAAUACUCUACAUAUAUAGAGUAUUUCGGCUGAACCAUUCUAAUCCACGUUUCUUGAUAUUGCAAAUAGUGAGACAUAUUAAACUAGACUGAUUCUAUUUCAGGAAGGUGAAAUAUAUACUUAUAUUCAUAUUUAUUUUUCCCAUUUACAAAAAGAGACAUUAAUUGUAAUUUUAUAAGUAUUUACUAAAGGUUUUUUUUUAAAGAUAACUGGCUCUUUCUAGAACCCAUAUGAAGAUGAAUUACUGUGCUACAUUAGAUAAUUUUGGUGGGGAAACCAACAAUUUCACAAGUAUAUGGUGAAGGGUCACUUGAGCACUUCUUAAUGUUUAAUGGUCAGUAAUUGUUAUCAGCUUUCUAUACUUCAUUUCUUUGUCUUCUGAAAUGUUGUUUUAGCCCAUUAUCUUUGCUUUGCUUCCCUUAGUGAAGGCAGGUGCAAAGAAUGUAUUCAGCUGAGUACUGAAGGAACUUUGUACUUUUUGUGAAAGAACCAUGAAUUUGUGAAUCUCAAUUCCAUGCCUUCCCCCUAUGAACUUAUAUAUCCAAAAGGGAGCAAAGCUCCAUCUUCUAUCUUCUAAUAGCUUUUUGUAAGAUGUGGUACUUUUUCCAAUAAAAGUUACAAAAUUGUGUUAACAUUUUUUUAAUGAAAAAGCAAAAUGUUUCAUGUUUAAUAUUCAAAAGAGGCUAUCGUGUGCACACUCUGCCUUGUUCACAUUUUUUUCCCAAGAGGAGACAAUUAAAAAAUCAUGUUUCCUUGCAUGCUUGAACAGACCCGCAGGCUUCUUAUGAAAUACUCUUAUAUUGCAUGAGAUUAUUGGUCCAUGAAGUUUUCAGCAUGGAAACAAUAUAAAUUAUGCAUGCCCUACAAAUGAACAUUUUAGUGGCUAAUUCUUAAGUGGAUAUUACUAUUGUUCUGAUGAAUUCUGAAUAAUCAGAAUUCUGUUUCAUGCUAAUAAUCCAAAUAUGGGAUGAGAUUAGUACUAAAGCAAACUAAUACUGCACUGUAUGACAACUACAUAUUCGCAGGAAUACUACAAUUCAAUUGCAGCAUAUUUCUAAAAUUAUCCUUUUAAGUAUAACAGGUGAAUAUUAGAAUAUCUCAAAGGUAUCUGAAGUGGCUCUAACCAGUCAUUAUCAAAUUAUAUCAUUUAUAGGCCUGCCACACAACAGAUCAGAAGAAAUGUUUCUCCAUUGAAGAGUUUUGUUUUAAAAAGCUUCACCAAUCAGAAGUCAGGACACCUGGCUAUAAAAACAGGUGCCUAAUUGAGCCCUGCACAGUUGCCUAUGUCCUGUAUAGCAGUCCAAAAUGUAUUUUAGAAUGAAUGCCAGCCAUAGCUGUUGGUGAUAGUCCUGUUGUGGUCACUAAAUCCUGAAACACAACACUGCCCAACACACAUUAGACAUGAAAAUCGGUAUUGAUAUAUUAUUGGAUUGAAUUGAGCUGAGCAAAACUUUUUUGGUCAAGUUUGAUUUGACAAGGAAUUUGUCUCCAGUACAGAAGCACUCAGUGUACAUGUGCAUUGAUCAUCACGUUGCUUUUCCUAGAUAUCAUGUACUAUGUAUUCUUGAAAUUAUAGACUCCAGCUAACUUGGAUGU